CAGAGAUUUUUGCCCAGCUCUGAAUCCGCAUUUACGACGCACAUAGAGGCCCUUUCAGCUGUGCAACAGCGGUUGAGGCUCAGCAACAAACAGUUCUAGCUGCACGAGAGCCUGCAGCGCCCACGGCAUCGCGCUGCAAGAGUUCUGCGCGUGUGACAUCAUAUCAAAAAAAGGUGUUCUUCGAGGCGCAAACGCGUUAUUUGAAGCACCUCCCCAGCGCACGCGGUCGCCGUGCCAAAGCACACCUACUACGCAGCCGCUCACCAAGUGAAACCGCCAGAAGAACGUCUGAAAGCAUGUCCCUACACCGAGUAGGCCUCUGCGGCGUCGACGACAGCGUCGACCCGAGCUUAUUGAGUGCCAUCGUGAGCCGCUGGCCGCGUGUGGAACUCGGCGUGCUCUUCCGGCCGGGCAAAGAAGGCCAACCUAGAUUCCCCACGAGAAGGUGGCUCGAGCAGCUCGCGAAAACCGCACGGAACACGAGCCCGCCGGCGCAGCUCGCCGGCCAUUUGUGCGGCUCCGCCGUCGACGACGUCCUGCAACGGGGCGACGUCGCCUUCGUGCAGACGCUCGUCGGGCUGGGCUUCCGGCGCGUGCAGCUCAACGCGACGGCGCCGAACGGCUGCAAGACCGCCGAGGACCCCUCACUACUUGCAAAAGCAGCUCAACAAGUCCGAAAGGCCUGCUCACUCGUUCCCGAAGUCGAGUUCAUCGUCCAGGCCAACGACGAGACGGCGCCGCUCUGGCGCGCGUUGCUGGACGAGCCGCCGGCCAACCUGUCGCUGCUGUGGGACGCGUCCUGCGGCCGUGGUCAUACGUUAGAUGCGUCUCUUACAACAGUAGAAACGUCAAUCCCGCAGGGUUUUGCGGGAGGCUUAAACAGGGACAACGUCGCUACCGUCUUAGAUCAAUUACGGAAGGGCGCCGCUAGAGGUAGAUCAAUCUGGAUCGACAUGGAGAGCGGUCUGAGGAGUGAUAUAGACGGCUCGGAGCGCUUCGACGUGAAUCGGGCCUGGGCGGUCUGCGCUGCAUUGGACGCGAUUGGCUGGGACGACCCCGACGCCCCAAGUCCUUCACCUGUAACCUACGACCUGCCGCCUCAAACAACUUUGAUCAAGCACGCCCUCGCGGCGCACAAGGUCACUUUACUAAGAGACCGCAGGACGAAGCCGCGCGACUUCCGCGGGCUGCUGCGGGAGCUUGCGAGCUACGUGGGCUACGAGGCGACGCGAUCCUUGUCGACGGUGCCGCGCCACGACUGCGUCACGCCGCGCGGCGUCCACGUUCCUGCUGAUGGUAGAGCGACGCGGCUCGCCGCGAGGUGUGCCUUAGUGCCUAUAAUGAGGGCAGGAUUAGGCAUGGUCGAGAGCAUGCAAGCUUUGCUGCCGAACGCGGCCGUGCACCAGAUCGGCAUGUUCAAGCGGAGCGGGAGUGAUCGGCCCGUCGAGUACUACUCGCGACUCCCGAAGCACGGCGGCGAUAGUUGUGAUAUCGCCUUCAUCUUGGAUCCUGUGGUGGCCACUGCAAAAACGAUGACUCCCGUCAUCGCCAAGCUCAAGGCCUGGGGCGCGCACCGCAUCGUGGCGUGCACGGUGCUCGCGUCGGCCGCUGUGUGGAAAUCAACCAGUGCGUCCUGGCUCCGUCGAGCGGUGGGGAACCGGCAUCGCCACGCCAUCGAGCAGGUGUCGCGCCGUAAAAUUUGAUUUCCACACAGGUCGGCCGAAGGCCUGCGGGCGCUCCACGAGGCGCAUCCAGACGUCGAGGUCUACGCCAUACAAGUGGACGGGCGAUUGGCGCGAGAUGGUGGGCUCUUACCUGGGUUGGGGGAUGCCGGGGAUCGGUUGUUCGGAGCUACUGGAGUGUUAUCUGCAAAAGACAUCGUCGCCAACGAGGCCCUCGAGAAGCAGUUGGCGUUGGGCGCGACGUACGCCUGGGAGGAGGCCGGGGCGCGGCCUACGAGACCGAGACGGCCGCGCGCCGACUCGGCUGAAAGUCUCACACGUGUUAGAUCGGAGCCUUCCACCCUCAUACUAGGAGACGUCUCCGGUAAUACUGGAGAGAUCCCCUUACCAAAAUCGGAGGACGAGGCGGCCACGCAGCUCACGACGCACGAUGGGAGUUUCGGGCCCGAUCCCUGUAGAAUGAGGUGGGGCGCCACGACACCGUCGGACCGAGGCCCGGUCCUGGCGACGACGCGACAUACGACGCAACGCAACGCCAUCGGUGCGCAUGCUGGUGGUUAUUCCGUGUAUCGCGCGUUAGCGGUGGCCGCGGGGAAAAUUGAUAGAGAUGCCUUACCGCAGUUGGGCUUGACGACGCCGGCCGCCAAGAUCGGUCCUCAUGAAGCGUGGCGCAACUCCGACGCUAUUGUUACUAUGGAUCCCUGGGGCCACGCCAUCUCCGAGGGCUUCGGCGCUUGGCUCGACAAGGGCUAUGACGUGAGACCGACGAUCGCCAUCACGAAAGCUCACGUCCAACUCCCGGAGUGCUUGGAGGCCCUGCGCAUGCAAAGGCUGACUCCCGAUGGGACCGUUUUGACGGACGACGGUACUUCAGUCGUCACCAAAGCAGCCAUCGAGCCGGUCUGGUACCUGCCGGGCGUGGCGAAGCGGUUUGGGGUUUCUGAGAGGGUUUUGCGCGAUGCGCUGUUCGCGGAGACGAACUCGAUGUAUCCUGAGUUAAUCUCGAGGGACGAUUUGAAGAUCUUCCUGCCGCCCAUCGGCGGCAUGACGGCUUAUAUAUGGGGCGACGCGUCCAAAAUAGAAGACGAGGACGUCGAAUUGACAGUGAGGGUCCACGACGAGUGCAACGGGAGUGAUGUGUUUGGCAGCGACAUCUGUACCUGUAGACCGUACCUCACGCACGCCAUCGAGGAGUGCAUCAAGACGGCGCAGCGCGGCGGCACGGGCGUUGUGGUGUAUUUCCGCAAGGAAGGUAGGGCCCUCGGCGAGGUCACCAAAUACCUAGUGUACAACAUGCGCAAGCGUCAAGAAGGAGGGGAUAAAGCCAAGGAGUACUUCAACUGCACUCAAAGUGUUGCCGGUGUUCAAGAUACGCGUUUUCAAGCUCUGAUGCCGGACGUCCUGCACUGGCUCGGCAUCACGAAGAUCCACAACUUUAUUAGUAUGUCGGACAUGAAGUACAACGCCAUCGUCGAGUCCGGUAUUAAAAUAGUGAACCGCGUCGAGAUCCCGCCGGAGAUGGUGCCCAAGGACGCCCAGGUCGAGAUCGCGGCGAAGGUCUUCCACGGCUACCACGCCGGCGCGGGCUACGCCGGCAUGGACGAGAAGCGCUUGGACGGGGUCGUCGGCCGGGAGUACGUGCCGGACCCGUCGGCGCAGCGCGUCGCCUGAGGCCCUAUCCGGCCGUGCGCACAAGGCGCUUGUCUAUAAGAAUCGACUAAUACACACCCCCCAUACGCCGUCGGGCAGGUUCGAUGGCACAUUAUUUCACACACGCGUCAG
This is a messenger RNA of Pelagomonas calceolata, 3464 nucleotides long. The record is from the annotation of a GenBank genome assembly. Lineage: Eukaryota; Pelagophyceae; Pelagomonadales; Pelagomonadaceae.